This is a messenger RNA of Pieris macdunnoughi, 258 nucleotides long. The record is from the annotation of a GenBank genome assembly. NCBI's taxonomy places the organism in Eukaryota, Metazoa, Arthropoda, Insecta, Lepidoptera, Pieridae.
AUGUCCGACCGGCAGGCAGGGGCACUGACUCGCAAGGCCGUCGUGCUCCAUCGACAUACAACGCUGGAUAUUCCUCAAAAUGUGAAAUCUCAAAAUGUUUCUCCUAUAAAGGGGAGGUUAAAGAUCCCAGCAGCCCCAUACAAUACUGGUAUGAAUUACCAUUUUGGAGAUCCAAGUUGUUCCUCAUAUACAUCAAGGGGGCUUGAGGUCUUUGCUCUGCUAGCGGAAAAUACAAUCAAUAUGUUGAUUUUGGCCUAA